AUGAAGGCUCUUCGCCUCCUUCGCGACUCUGCUGCGGAGUCUCCUCGUUUGGUUUUCACCCAGGUUCCAAAGCCAGCUCUUGUUCCGAACCAUGUGCUGGUCAAAGUCCAUGCCUCGGCUAUCCAUCCCAGUGACGUCGGCAACGCUAUGGGGUUCUUUUCAUACACUCAGUACCCCCGAGUCGUUGGGAGGGACUAUGCGGGCGUCAUUGAAGAAGGCCCUGAGGAGCUUGUCGGAAAGGAGGUGUAUGGCACCAGCGGACACGCAUAUGCCUUUACAAAGGACGGGUUUCAGGCAGAAUACUGCCUCAUCCACGAGGACGAAGUGGUGCUGAAGCCGAAGAACAUUUCCUUUGUCCAGGCAGCAACGCUCGGCGUUCCCUUCACGACGGCUGCGCAGAUGGUGGAGAGGGCAUCCAUCACAGAAUCCGACACGGUUCUCGUGAUAGGGGCCAACGGUGCCGUUGGAUCGUCUGCCGUCCAGCUCAUCAGAAACAUUGGCGCGAGCAUCAUCAAGGCCACGCGAGACGAAGGAGACGACAUCAACACCGACAAGGAUGUAGAGCUCAAGGCCGUAGACACGCUGACCAAAGGCCGCGGAGUCGAUGUUGUCCUUGACACCGUUGGAUCGCCCAUUCUGACGGUCAACGCGCUCAAGAAGCUGGCAAAGAACGGCCGUCUUGCUUUCAUUUCAGCACCCAAGUCUGGCGCGAGGGACAUCAGCUUCGAUAUGCGAGACUUUUACCGAGCAGACUUGAGCUUGCUGGGAUGCAACUCGCUGAAUCCAUCGCCCAAGGAGAUGGCCCAGCGGCUAAAGGGCAUCAAGGAUCUGUUUGAGGCUGGAGAGCUAAACGUGGAGAGCAAGUGGACGCAAGUGCCAAUUGACCAGGCAGCGGAGGCGUACGAGAAGCUGAUGAAGCGAACGACGGACGAGAAGUACGUUGUUGUCAUGGAGUAG
Trichoderma atroviride IMI 206040 is the source of this 957-nucleotide messenger RNA. RefSeq lists its product as uncharacterized. Gene Ontology annotation, molecular function: oxidoreductase activity. The record is from RefSeq and is a predicted model, not a curated record. Lineage: Eukaryota; Fungi; Ascomycota; Sordariomycetes; Hypocreales; Hypocreaceae.